Molecule: messenger RNA, 1551 nt
Organism: Glossina fuscipes
Lineage: Eukaryota; Metazoa; Arthropoda; Insecta; Diptera; Glossinidae
Product: coiled-coil domain-containing protein 34-like
Exons: 3
Coding region: 621-1460 (279 amino acids)
Source: RefSeq, a predicted model, not a curated record
CUUUCUCUCAUCAUGGAAUUGCCAGCAUAUUAAUCUAUAGGAUAACAGACUGUUAGGACGUCAACAGACGACCAUCUCUUUAAAGGCAAAUGUACCAGGUUUUAUUACAAAGUCAUGUUUGCUCGAUUCUACGGAGCCCUUCUUCAAGAAAUUUUAAGCCUAACAGCUUUUUCCAUAGCAAAAUUCUCAGCAUAUAGCGGUCAGUAGGCGAGCAUUGCUUUGAUAUUCCAAUUUUAUAAACACUGUUCGACUACCUACUGUACUUUCAUUUCUAUACAAGUACUGUCGUUUUAAAAUUUUGAACUCAUCAUAGCUAACAUUGAAUUUAAAAAAGCUACAACUUUUCGAAACUCAAUAAUUUUCGCAGUUUUUGUUCGUUUUUUUUCCGAUUUAAUACAUAAAAGCUUUUGUAACUAAUUCUCGCGUAACGCAACCCUCCACAUUUCGUCUCUUAUGCAAAAAAAAGAAAACCGAAUAAAUUUAUGUGAAUUUUUUUAAACUAUUUACGUCGUUCGAAAAUAAUAGAAUAAGCCCUUCAAGCGCUAUAUUUUUUUUAAACCCAAUUUUACAUUACGAAGAAAAGAACAGAAGGGUAAGAAACGCAAAGCAACGAAAGUAAGAUGGCUUUCUACACCUCACGAGUGGAUGACGAUGGUAAUGAGCUGGAAAGGCGACCACCGGCACGCAACUUGACGUCGUCAAUCACUGACAGCACUGCUAGAUCAAACCUCAGUUCACGCAGCUGCGAAAUCAAAGGCAACGUGCGAUAUGUUAAUGCGGCCGCCUACAUUGAGAAGAGUGGCGAGACGGAAAGAACGCUUGGUGCUGGUCAGAAAAGCAUUCGUAGUAAGGGCCCAGCGAGUUCGGAAACUGAAAGUGAUAUCGUGCCACCUUUGGACUUGCAGUCGGAAAACAAUUGUCCUGCUGCACGGGAUUACAAGUUUUCCUACCGCAACCAUUGCGAACCGGCCGAGAUAGUUUUUAAACCGGACAGUGCGUACGAGACUUGGCUAUCUGCCAAAAGAAAGCUUCUAACUGAUACGACUUCCAAGAAGAAAAAAGCCGAACAACAAAAAAGACAGGAAAUAGAAGAACGUAAGCAUUUAGCUCGUCAACCAAGAACCCAACCAUCACAACAUUUAUCGAUGCAACAAAUCAUUUCGAAACAAACGAUCAAAUCGUCCUCAACCCAUUCCGAUUUGUCGGAGAAGCCAACAUGUUCCCAAUUGAGAGAAGCAGAAUUUAAAGCCCGUAUAGUAGAAUGGGAGAAAGGCAUACGUGCGCAGGAAGACAGUCGUCGAGCAAUCAAACGCCAAGAAGAAGAGAAGCGCCGGGAAAUUGAAGAACAGCGAAGACAUAUGGCUGCUGGUGCAUGGGAGAAAUGGUUAUCGGAGGCAGCGGAGAAGCCCAAGCCCGUGCCCUUAAAUCGUGGUAUUUUUACGUUACGUGAAUUUACAUAAAUCCCACUGAAUGACAGCCUAUUACUUCUCAUCACAGAAGAAAAUUGACUUAUGUGCUUUCAUACAUUGUUUAUAGUAGCGUUUUUAACGC